AUGCAUUUCACUCUCCUUUCUGUUGCCUUGGCCGUCAGCGCCCCCCUGGCUGCCGCCUAUCCCAUCACAGGAACUACCGUCAACUGCCGCACUGGUCCAGGAACCAGCUACAAGGUGGUCAAGUCCUACAAGCUUAACCAGGACGUCAAGAUUACCUGCCAAACCCGCGGCGAGAGCAUCAAGGGAGAUUCUCUCUGGGACAAGACUUCCGAUAACUGCUAUGUUGCCGACUACUACGUGAAGACUGGUACCACCGGCAUGGUCGUUGGCGAGUGCGGUGGUGGCACUACUCCUCCCCCAACCGGAGGCAACCUUCCCACCUUGAACGCCCUUCAAACCAAGCAUGCCCGAGCUAUCAUUGCUCAGACCAAGAAGCAGGGCCUCGGCCGACAGGGUUGCGAGGCUGCCAUUGCCACUGGCCUUACUGAGUCGAGCUUGCGAAUCCUGGCCAAUCGAUCUGUGCCCAAGUCCUUGAACUACAAGUACGACGGCAUCGGUUCCGACCACGACAGCGUUGGAAUCUUCCAGCAGCGCGCUAUGUACUACAAGGAUAUUAAGUGCGAUAUGGAUGCUGCCUGCUCUGCUAGCCUCUUCUUCAAGGGCAUGGUUGCUGUCAAGGGCUGGAAGACUAUGGAUGUUGCUAAGCUCUGCCAGGCUGUGCAGCGAUCAGCCGUUCCUACUGCUUAUCGCAAGUACACCAGUGCGGCGAAGAGCAUCUGCUCUGCUGGAGGUAUUUAA
Molecule: messenger RNA, 738 nt
Organism: Pochonia chlamydosporia 170
Lineage: Eukaryota; Fungi; Ascomycota; Sordariomycetes; Hypocreales; Clavicipitaceae
Product: NLP/P60 protein
Exons: 2
Coding region: 1-738 (245 amino acids)
Source: RefSeq, a predicted model, not a curated record